Messenger RNA from Fusarium poae, 369 nucleotides. RefSeq lists its product as uncharacterized. The record is from RefSeq and is a predicted model, not a curated record. Bases 1 to 369 code for a protein of 122 amino acids. The transcript has a single exon. NCBI's taxonomy places the organism in Eukaryota, Fungi, Ascomycota, Sordariomycetes, Hypocreales, Nectriaceae.
AUGCUGUUGUUACAACUCAAUGGCACUACCCGACGUGGACAACCCAGCGCGCUGUAUGGUAUGACAAUGGACCAUACAAACCCGUCUUUGCGUGCUCAAGAAGCCAAGUUUGGAACCAACAACCAGGUGAAGACGCCAGACACUAUCCCUAUCAGGGAGUCCUUUGCUCCUAAAGGUGUCAAGUGGGAUACUGCAUACACCAACUGGUCUCAAAUCCAUGAUCAGUGCAUCGAGCUUGUUCGCUGGUUCAAUUCAACCUCCAACAUAUUUUUUCUCAUUAACGAAGAGAAUAUUCGAAGAUGGAGGGACUACAUUAACCUUGACGAAACCGAUGAGGCGAUCAAGAUUGAGCUACAAGUUUCGAGGUGA